This is a messenger RNA of Entelurus aequoreus (snake pipefish), 870 nucleotides long. RefSeq names its product protein TsetseEP-like. NCBI's taxonomy places the organism in Eukaryota, Metazoa, Chordata, Actinopteri, Syngnathiformes, Syngnathidae. The coding region runs from base 298 to 870 and encodes 190 amino acids. The transcript is spliced from 4 exons. The record is from RefSeq and is a predicted model, not a curated record.
UCUCUCGCGAGAUCUGACAAGACUGCGCGCGAAGCAAACACGGCGAGGAUAAAGCAAGAUGGCGUCUGACGGUGAAGACGUUAUUGCAGUGUUCUUAAUCUGUGCGUCCAUGUACACAUAUAUGUCCUUUAUUACACUCUAUUCAUUAAUAACUGUUUGUAUAUUAGUUUGAGCGCACUUUGAUGCUAGCUUAGCUUGCUAGUUAGCUUAGCUUGUUAGCUGCUAACAAAGAAGUGAUGAAAAGACAUCGCUAAGCAGAGAUCAAGUGUGAGUGUAAAGUGUUGUGAUUGUGUGAAAAUGUGCGAAAGAACCAUAGCAGAGUACGAGGAGGAACUUUGUCCAACAAAAGAGGAGAAGGAGCGACAACAUCAAGUUGUGUUACACACAACAGACGUCCAGCAGCCCCUUCACAUUAAAGAGGAAGAGGAGGAUCCACAGCCCACCCACAUUAAAGAGGAAGAGGAUGAUCCACAGCCCACCCACAUUAAAGAGGAAGAUGAUGAUCUACAGCCCACCCACAUUAAAGAGGAAGAGGAUGAUCCACAGCCCACCUACAUUAAAGAGGAAGAGGAGGAUCCACAGCCCACCACCAUUAAAGAGGAAGAUGAUGAUCCACAGCCCACCUACAUUAAAGAGGAAGAGGAGGAUCCACACAUGAAAGAGGAAGAGGAGGAUGAUGUCAGCAAGUUUCCACUGACUGUUGUCUCUGUGAAGACUGAAGAGCAUGAAGACAAAGCACCUGAAUCCUCACAGCUUCAUCACAGUACACAGGUGUUCAGGUACACAGGUACACAGGUGUUCAGGUACACAGGUGUUCAGGUGCACAGGUGCGACCGUGGAGGAGGAAGUGACGUCACCAUCAGCAGCUGA